AUGGAUAUAGGGGGUUUGGAGAAUGUGGUAGCCAACUCUGCUUACAUCUGUGCCAGAGGCAGCUUCGACAACAGUUCCAGUACCACACCCACCUGGGACAAGAAGUAUCAUGCCAAGCUCAAGCUGCCCCACAUCACCCAGUCUGAAGGUAUGAGGGACACGAUUGACCUGGGAUUCGACAGCAUCUGCACCAAACAGCCCAUCGGGAAGCAACUCUUCCAUCAGUACCUGGAGACGGUGCCAGAAUACAAACCAGCGUCCAAGAUCUGGAAGGACAUUGAGGAAUAUGACAAAGCAGAGGACAAAGACCGGGUGCAGAAGGCCUCCAAGAUCAUAUCAAAGUACAUGCAGCCGGGGGCCAGGAACUUCUUCUCCCAACUAGAUGAGAAGAUUGUUUCCCAGGUGAAAGAGGCACACCAGACCGCUAAGGAUGACCUGUUCAUGGAGACUCUGGAGAGCACCCUGGCUUUCCUGAAGGAUGUCCCCUUCACCAGCUUCAAGGAGACAAUGUACUUCAAUAGGUUCCUCCAGUGGAAAUGGCUAGAGGCACAGCCCAUUGGGGAAGACUGGUUUCUGGACUUCAGAGUCCUGGGCAAAGGUGGCUUUGGGGAAGUUUCCGCCACACAAAUGAAGGGCACGGGGAAACUUUAUGCCAACAAGAAACUCAACAAGAAAAGGCUUAAGAAGAGGAAAGGCUUUGAGGGUGCGAUGGUCGAGAAAAAAAUCCUUUCCAGGGUCCAUAGCCGUUUCAUUGUCUCCUUGGCGUAUGCAUUUCAAACCAAAACUGACCUUUGCCUGGUGAUGACGAUAAUGAAUGGUGGAGACCUGAGGUACCACAUCUAUAAUGUUGAUGAGAAUAACCCAGGCUUUGAAGAGCCCAGAGCCUGCUUCUACACAGCACAGAUCAUUUGUGGGAUGGAGCAUCUUCACCAAAACAGAAUAAUUUACAGAGACCUCAAGCCAGAGAAUGUACUCCUGGACAAUGAUGGAAACGUGCGCAUUUCAGACCUUGGUCUUGCAGUUGAGCUGAAGGACGGUGAAAUAAAAACAAAAGGUUAUGCAGGAACCCCAGGUUUCAUGGCUCCUGAGCUCCUGAGAAGCGAGGAGUAUGACUUCUCAGUAGACUACUUCACCCUGGGAGUGACACUGUAUGAAAUGAUUGCAGCCAAGGGCCCCUUCAGAUCCAGAGGAGAAAAGGUUGAAAACAAGGAAAUUAAAAAGCGGAUUCUCAAUGAUCCAGUGAACUACACAGAGAAGUUCAGUGAAGAGGCCAAAUCUUUUUGUGAAGGGCUGCUGGAAAAGGACGUGACUAAGCGACUUGGGUUCAAGGAUAACAGCUGUGAUGAGCUCCGGGUUCACCCAUUCUUCAGCAGCAUUAACUGGAGAAAGCUGGACGCAGGUAUACUCCCGCCUCCAUUUGUUCCAGACUCUAAAACCGUCUAUGCAAAAGACAUCCAGAAUGUUGGUGCCUUUUCCACUGUAAAAGGUGUUAACCUUGAUGAUGCUGAUAAAGAAUUCUUUGACGAGUUUGCGACUGGCAACAUCGCGAUACCCUGGCAGGAGGAAAUGAUAGAGACUGGUGUUUUUGGAGAACUCAACGUGUGGGGCACUGACGGAAAAUUACCAAAUGAUCUCAGGAGGGAAUCCAUUAAAGAACUGCCAGCAAAUAAAUCUGGGGUGUGCUCUGUUUCUUAGGAAGGCUGCGUCCUUUUCAAGAAGAAUCCGUAUGAUAUCUGGAUGAAUGAAGAAACUGAAGCGCUAUGGUUAUAGGGUGCAGGAUCCUGUUUUUCAUCUGUUUUGGUGCAAGAUGUCUUCCCAUUGAGCGCUGUCAGGGAGGCUAGGGUUUCCACAUCAAAGGUACAAACUGCUGUUGGUGCUUGUGCAGUCCCAUGCCACGAUGCAGAAGACUAAGAAACACAGAGUAGUUUUGUGUCCAUGGGAAAGAUACUGAAAUCCCAGACACUGUCCACAAAACCACAAAGAUAAAUGGAAUGAUCCUAAGCGAAAGUUCACAACACACGAAGAAAGAGUUUCUGGUCUUUUUGAACAAACCUGUAUGCAGCUCUGUUUCAUUUUGAUGUAUCCUGCAAUAUAUCUGGCUACAGGAUAAUGAUGGCACAAGUACCUUCAGUUCUGUGCCAAGUUUAUGUUCAAAGCCAGUGGAAUGACAUCCUGCCCCCAAGCCAGCUGGAAACAGAAUACUGAACACUGUACUCUUUUUAGAGUAAGCCAGUAAGUAGAAGCCCUGCUGUGUAGUGUGCAGAAAAUACAAUCAGAUUCAAGAUAUAGCCACGUUUUAGUUAAUAUGAAUACAAACUAAAUUGUAUGAAACAAAAUAGAAAAUCCAAUAUAUUAUAAAUAUGGAACAUAUUUAGUUAUGUUGGAGGAAUUUUAGCGUUUGAGUUAAACAUGUUGAUGCUAUGAACUGGGUACCCAGGAUCAUAAUUUACUUGGUAAAAACACAAGCUGAUUGACUAACAUUGUCAUUCUCUAUAGACUGCAUGACAAAUUUGAGUUUCCAUUCCAGUAACUAGGUUUUCAGUACUGUACUCGCUGUUACAAAUGCAAUUUGACUGCAGUGUUCUAUUGCAUGUGUAACAAAUACUGUGCAAUUCAUUCAUUAUUGUAUAGACUGUGAACAGUAGGGCAGAUCAGGCACAUAUUUACAUACCUGCAUACUGUACAUUACAGCUCCAAUGUACAUGGAUUCAAAUCUACGCUUUGACUUACAAAGCAGGUUCACAUUUCCUCAUGAAGACAUUGUGGGCUCCCGUGAAGCAAGUGCAAAUACAAUGGCAACAUUUCUCAAGAGAAGAACACUACAAAUUUAAAACAGAAAAAAAAAAAAAAAAAACUUUGUACUGGUUUUAUAGUCAUUUUAUUUACUCCUCUAUGAAAAUUUGCCUUUGCACUUGCUUCAAAUCAGGGCUUGGCAUGCUGUCUGAACCAUAAGGGUGAGAUCACUAGCCUAAGUAAUAACGUUUUAUUUUUUCCAAUGUGUGUGAAAACUAGUUUGUUUGUGGGUUUGUGGGUCUAGUUCUUGUUUUGCUUAAUGAACAAAAGCUUUGAAUCUUCACAGCUAAAUAAUGCGCUUGAAAAUAAAAGCAUACAUUUAUAACUCUGAUCAAGCUUGCAUUGUUUUUGCUUACUCCCACAACUGAAUCUAAUAAAUUAGAUUAGUGAAGUCUGUGUUUCAAACAGUCCCUUUCAGGGUUGUUGAGACGUGCAUGUCAAUAAAGUAUCGAGCGAAUACAGUCCUGUACUGGCAGAGAAAUCAUUAACUAGGAUACUAAUUGGAAUCGAUGUCUUGUACUAACGGCAGGGCCUUUGGAUAACCCUGUAUAAAACAAUUACUUUCAAUGUGUACACGAUUCUUAAAUCCCUUUUAA
Molecule: messenger RNA, 3389 nt
Organism: Polyodon spathula (Mississippi paddlefish)
Lineage: Eukaryota; Metazoa; Chordata; Actinopteri; Acipenseriformes; Polyodontidae
Product: rhodopsin kinase GRK1-like
Exons: 7
Coding region: 1-1695 (564 amino acids)
Biological process (GO): protein phosphorylation; regulation of opsin-mediated signaling pathway; signal transduction
Cellular component (GO): cytoplasm
Molecular function (GO): rhodopsin kinase activity; ATP binding
Source: RefSeq, a predicted model, not a curated record